AUGCCGCAGUGGCUGGUCAUUGGAAUCUCGGGCGUCACCUGCGGUGGCAAGACGACGUUGGCCCACAGCCUGCACGACUACUUCAAGGGUCUGAGUGGAGCUCCGCUGUGGAACUCGCCGUACACCAUUGGCGAGGUGCGUCUGAUCUCGCAGGAUGACUACUUCCUGCCCGUGGAGGACAAGCGCCAUCAGCGAAACGAGGCUCUGAAUGCCAUCAACUUCGAGCUCAUCACCUCGCUGGACAUGUCCAAGAUGCUGAACGACAUAGCGCACAUAAUCAAGGGGCGCCACGUGGCCCCCGAGCCGCAGGAGCAGCUGGUGACCUAUGCCAACUUCGAGCACUACGCCCUGCAGUUCCAGCAGCAGUAUCACUACAAUGCCAACUACUACAAGCAGGCCAAUGGCGGGGCCUAUCAGUAUCCGCCACAGCAGCCGCCGAGGCAUCACCACCAUCACCAUUCCCAGCAGCAGCAUCACCAUCAGCAGCACCACCAGAUCCAACAGCAGCAGCAGCAUAUCAUGCGGAUCAAUGCACAGAUAGCCGCCCAGCUGAGGGACAAGAAGAUCAACUUCCUCCUGGUCGAGGGAUUCAUGAUUUUCAACCAGCCGGAGCUGCUGGCGCUGUGCAACCUCAAGUACCACUUCCAUCUGCCCUACGAGAAGUGCUUCGAGCGGCGCAGCAAACGCACCUACGAUCCCCCCGAUGUCACCGGAUACUUCGAGCUCUGUGUGUGGCCGCACUACGAGAAGAACUUCAGCGAGUAUCGCGACUGCAAGGACAUCACAUUCCUCAACGGCGAGAUCGGCAAGGAGAAGAUCUUCAAGUUCGUCCUCCAGCGCAUCGUCCACUACUUCGAGGAGCGCUGCGAGGUGCCGGCUCCCGCUCCAGUCGCCUGUCCGCCGCAGCAGAAGCGAUUCGGGAUGCUGUACGUGGGUCCGAGCAAUAACAACGUGAUGCCCACGGCCUGUCCCAUGGAACAAUAGAUUGUCCUAGGCUUCAGUGUACAAUAAAGGCAUAUUGUAUAGUGUAAUAGUA
Drosophila biarmipes is the source of this 1036-nucleotide messenger RNA. RefSeq lists its product as uncharacterized. The transcript has a single exon. The coding region runs from base 1 to 984 and encodes 327 amino acids. Lineage: Eukaryota; Metazoa; Arthropoda; Insecta; Diptera; Drosophilidae. The record is from RefSeq and is a predicted model, not a curated record. Gene Ontology annotation, cellular component: cytoplasm.